GGCGGGCACGCAGCUCUUGUGCGCCGGCGGUGCGGCAGCCUGGAAAUACCACUGUCUGCAGCGCUGCACGCUCUCUCUGCGGAUGCGCCCUGGCAGCGCACACAAGCAGCGGCUUUGGAGGCCCACGAGCGCUGGCGUGGUGCAGACGCGUGAUGGGACAGUGAUAGGCGGGCGAGCGGUAGGGCAGGCGAGGUGGUGCAGGGUGAUUGGAAGAGGAUUGAAAGACGCAGAUUGGCCUGCGAGCGAGGGGGCAGGACCGCCGUUUAUCAUCAUUCGCCUGCGCCGCCGCUUAUUUCAGGGUUGCCGCCCAAUAGCACCGACCCUUGGCUCGCGAAGGCCUUCCGGCCGCCCCAGCCAUCGCGCUCCCGGCGCGCACAUCAUCCACCGUGCCUCUGCCAUCCGCCCUGCUACGGUAUGUCCAGGAUGCGUGCGCUCCGCCGUCUUUCAAGUUUCCACCCAGCGCCGCGUCCGCAGAAGAGGGCGGGUUGCGCGAGGGCGCGAGGGCAUCCGGCGCGCGCCGUCGACUCCGCGGGCGCGAUGACGGCCGGCCCAAGCGGUGUAGGCUGGGCUUGACGUGGUCGCCCGCUCGCUUCCACCUGCCACCGCUCCGCUGCGCUCCGUCCACCAGCCAGCCCGGAGCCUCCCAGGUCGAGCGACGAGCGACGAGCGACGAGCGACGAGCGACGAGCGACGAGCGACGAGCGUCCGGACAGUGGACACCAUCGCACCUUGCACGCCCCCAGCCGCGGACAGAAAUUCGCAGCUGCAGACAAAUCACAGUCGCACGUCGCGGCCGAAUUACGGGCGGCUAGCCAACGUGAUCAAGCACAUUUUCUGGCAGCUGCCCCGCGCCCCGGUCGCCGCCG
Trematosphaeria pertusa is the source of this 866-nucleotide messenger RNA. RefSeq lists its product as uncharacterized. The coding region runs from base 83 to 541 and encodes 152 amino acids. The record is from RefSeq and is a predicted model, not a curated record. Lineage: Eukaryota; Fungi; Ascomycota; Dothideomycetes; Pleosporales; Trematosphaeriaceae. The transcript has a single exon.